GGGUUUUCCUUCUCCAUAAAUCCCAGCUAACCUUAAACAGGCCUCACGCAUUCAGCUCCACUUGCAGCGAAAUUGCGGAAGAAACGAUGAGGGCUUCGAUUUGCUUCCUCCUCGGCAAUUUUCUCGUUUUAGCCAUCGUGCUCCCUCCUGUGGCCGCCGAUGGGGCUUCAGUCGAGUACUGCGAUAAGAAGGCUGAUUAUGCUGUGAAGGUUAGCGGAGUGGAUAUUGAUCCUUACCCAGUUGCUCGAGGCAAGGAGGCUACGUUUAGCAUAUCGGCUAGCACUGGUAAGGGCAUAUCUAAUGGGAAACUAGUGGUCGAUGUCAAAUACUUCUUCUUUCAUGUUUAUCAGGAAACUCAUGACCUUUGUAAAGAGACAUCCUGCCCUGUGUCAUCUGGUGAUUUUGUGCUAUCCCAUCAGCAGACUUUGCCAGGAUACACUCCGCCAGGUUCUUACACACUCCAGAUGAAACUUCUUGGUGAAGAUAACAAAGAGUUGACAUGCAUUACCUUUGGUUUUAGCAUUGGCUUUAUCUCAUCUGUUGCUGAUAGCUGAAACCAGCCAGAAAGAGCAUGAAGCAUGAGCAAAGAUACAAUGUGAGAAUAUGUAAUAAGUACGUUUGAGGAUCCGUUUACCCUUUUGUUUAUGUCCUAGUUUGUGUGCUUGAACAUGUUGGUCAUUAAUACAUGAACACUUUCUAUAUGGCUUGGUGUAAAAAACUUAUGCUUGUAUGCUAUCCUUAAAAUGCUUGUAUUUCUUACAAUUAGUGCACUUUGAAACUUCGUUACAUAAAUGAAAAAUAUCUUGUCCAA
Messenger RNA from Dendrobium catenatum, 811 nucleotides. Its product is annotated as putative phosphatidylglycerol/phosphatidylinositol transfer protein DDB_G0282179. NCBI's taxonomy places the organism in Eukaryota, Viridiplantae, Streptophyta, Magnoliopsida, Asparagales, Orchidaceae. The record is from RefSeq and is a predicted model, not a curated record. Gene Ontology annotation, biological process: intracellular sterol transport. The transcript has 4 exons. The coding region runs from base 87 to 554 and encodes 155 amino acids. Gene Ontology annotation, molecular function: sterol binding.